AUGGCACCUCUACCUGCAUACAGGGUCGCUGCACCAGACGAGUACCUUGCCUUGACGGGCAUGGGUAUCGACUCGGUCAAGAUCUCAAAAUCAGCAUGGAUUUACCCAUUCCAACGAUGCACCAGGUUCAGUGUACAACCUCACGAUUAUGCAAUGAACCUGCAGGCUAUGACCAAGGAGAAGCUACAGUUCCUUCUCCCGGUCGUGUUCACCGUCGGUCCGGAUGUCAAUGCGCGAGGCGCAAAUGCCAAAGCUGGGGGUAACGCCGGCCGUGGCCACACUCAGGAGGACCGUGGUGACUCCCUCAUGAAAUAUGCCAUGCUGCUCACAGACACGAACGCAAAGGGCAAAAACACAACCGCUUUCCUGGAGAACAUCGUCAAGGGUAUCAUUGAGGGAGAGGUCCGAGUCUUGGUGUCGAGCAUGACUAUGGAAGAAAUCUUCACUGAGCAGCGCCGCAUCUUCCGCAACAUCCAGAGCGAGCUGGACCAGUUCGGGCUGAAGAUCUACAAUGCCAACGUCAAAGAGCUGCGCGAUGCGCCCAGCUCCAACUACUUCGAGUCGCUCUCCCGCAAGGCCCACGAGGGUGCCAUCAACCAGGCGCGUAUCGACGUCGCCGACGCCCAGCAGAAGGGAUCUGUGGGCGAGGCGGACCGCAAGGGCCGGCAGGAGCGCGAGCUCGCCAAGAUCAACGCCGAGACGGCGGUGCAGAAGACGGAGCGGGACGGCGAGCGGGCGCAGGCCGAGGCGAGCCUGGACACGCGCAAGACGACGCUCAAGCGCGACCUGGACAUCGCCAAGAUCCAGGCGGCGCGCGCGACCGAGUCCCGGGACGCGGAGCUCAAGCGCGAGGUGGAGAUCAAGCGCGCCGCGGCCGAGAUGGAGCGCCUGCGUGCUGUGGAUGUCGUCAAGGCGUCCAUCGCCCGCGAGGCCAAGCAGCAGGCCGCCGACGCGCGCGCGUACGAGGUCCAGGUCGACGCCUCCGCCCAGCUGAGCAAGGCGAACCAGGCCACCGACGCCGAUGCGUACAAGACGCGCAUCGGGGCUGAUGCUGCCAACUACGCCGCGCUCAAGGACGCGGAGGCCAAGCUGCAGGUGCAGAUGAAGGAGGCCGAGGGUCUGUCCGCGAUGGCCUCUGCCUACGGCCAGAUGGCGCAGGCAUUUGGUGGCCCAUCCGGAUUGCUUCAGUACAUGAUGAUCGAGAAGGGCACGUACGUCGAGCUGGCGCACGCCAACGCCAACGCCGUCGCCGGCAUGCAGCCCAAGAUCAGCGUGUGGAACACCGGUUCCCAGGCCGGUGGCGAGGCUGGCUCGUCGAACAGCGUCGACACCAUGCGCAAUGUCUACCAGAUGCUGCCGCCCCUGAUGCAGACCAUCAACGAGCAGACCGGCAUCACUCUUCCCGAGUGGCAAUUUGGCCGUCUCAACAACCAGGCAGCAGAGGUUGAGAAGAACAAGGAGAUCGCGAAGACCAACGGCCGCCACGAUUAA
Messenger RNA from Diaporthe citri, 1491 nucleotides. RefSeq lists its product as uncharacterized. The transcript has 4 exons. Bases 1 to 1491 code for a protein of 496 amino acids. Gene Ontology annotation, biological process: protein localization to plasma membrane. The record is from RefSeq and is a predicted model, not a curated record. Gene Ontology annotation, cellular component: plasma membrane. Lineage: Eukaryota; Fungi; Ascomycota; Sordariomycetes; Diaporthales; Diaporthaceae.